AAAGCCAAUUGCAAAAUAAUAAUUCAAAUAUUUUGUCAUCAGCCCGCCAUUUUCGAAACACAAAAUUACAUUCUCUUUCGAAACGAAAAUGAUGACUCUGUUUCCAUCUUCUAUUGAGCGCACUGUGGCUUCUGCUCUUCUUCUUCUCUCCGAGACCAAACCUCUUUCUCCUUCUUCUCCACAGCCUGGCUUUGAUGGUGGAUCUGUGAUCGUGAAAGAGAGAAAUGAAAACAAGAGUGGCAGUGAGGAGAGCUUGAGUUUUGUGUCGAAUAGCUCAAAAUCGCAAUGUUCAACUCUUACUAGUGGUAGCUCGUCGUCUAUGAAGAUUCAAAAGGCGCAUAAACUCAGAAUGGUUUCUAUUGUGGCCCGUAGCCAUGAAAUGAAGUUCAAGGUGGUGAGAAAGAGGCGAUCGGAAGUCUGCUGGAGCUUCGAUCAGCGGAAAAUUGUCCUUGCUUUGCCUGCAAAGGUGUCGUCCCGUUCAGAGUCACCAGAUGAUUCGUGCUUAUCUAGCACAUCCAGCGCAGCAUCAAGCGCGCGAAGCCGCUAUGUUUCUAAUGGGACGACAAGGAACCAAAUGGAGCCUAAGCCGGAGAGGGCUAAAGUGAACUCCGUUUGCGGCCCCGGUUCGGCUUAUAUGAGGCGCCAAGCCGAAGCAAUAUUGAAAUUAUUGUCUCGUGGUAGUUCCUCUGAAGUGAGAAUACGCCAAGUGCUUGGUGAUAGUCCUGACACCAGCAAAGCUCUCAGAAUGUUGCUAAAGCAGGAAGAGAUCAAAAGAUCAGGAACUGGAGGUCGUCAGGAUCCAUACAUUUACAAGGUACGUAUAUUUUGUGCUUAUUAUAAUCUUCUUCAGUUUCAUAAAAAUAAUUCACUAUUAAAUUGCCAAGAUAAUAUCAAAAAGUUAUAAUUGUAAUUGCAAUUAUUUGAGCUCUUCUUGCAGAUUGCAUGAGAGAUUAGGGUGCUUGAUCCAGAAAUUAAUAUUAGGUUGUGACUUUUAGAGUUCUAAUCAUCUUAACUAUAGGGAGAUUUUGGUCUGGGGAUAUAUAUUUACAAAUAGGAUAUAAUAGGAAAUAUUGACAAGUGAAUAUAGCAAUAUAUGGUUGUCUUUCUUACACGGUAUUACUUGGAAUAUAUAAGGGGAAGGAAUUUUGUGGUAUAGCAUUAUGCUUUUAUAGGUAGGCAUGGCAAUGGCAAUACGUCUUCUGUCUGUCUGUAAUAUAAGUGAAGGUUUCUUAUAAAUUGGGGUUUUACUGGUAAUGCUAUUCUUGUUUAAGGAUGAAGAUUUGUCUAUUUGUGAGCUUAGAUUAGCGGUGAAAUGAGCAAAUUGGUGAAAACAAUUAUAGUCGAGAAGAUUCGAAUUCAAGACUUCUCAUUUUUUAUAUAAAUCAGACUACCACCUGAUUAUUUGUUCA
This is a messenger RNA of Jatropha curcas, 1409 nucleotides long. RefSeq lists its product as uncharacterized. Lineage: Eukaryota; Viridiplantae; Streptophyta; Magnoliopsida; Malpighiales; Euphorbiaceae. The record is from RefSeq and is a predicted model, not a curated record.